Oncorhynchus keta (chum salmon) is the source of this 2768-nucleotide messenger RNA. Its product is annotated as ankyrin repeat domain-containing protein 46-like. Lineage: Eukaryota; Metazoa; Chordata; Actinopteri; Salmoniformes; Salmonidae. The record is from RefSeq and is a predicted model, not a curated record. The transcript is spliced from 6 exons. Gene Ontology annotation, molecular function: protein binding. Bases 195 to 881 code for a protein of 228 amino acids.
AACUGUCGUCGUAAAAUCACAGCUUGUUCAGCGUCGCCACAAUAACACUGUUUUGCAGAAAAGGGGAUUUUGACGUCUGAUUUGGAACACAUUAACAGAUUUUCAAGACGAUUUAAGGAAAACAUUUAACUAGGCGACUCAGGAACAUUUCAUGUCCUCUUGGUACGCUGGAAUUUUCGGACACCCACUCGGACAUGUCCUAUGUCUUCAUCAAUGACUCGUCUCAGACCUCCAUUCCCCUGCUCCAGGCCUGCAUCGACGGGGACCUGCUUUUCACCAAGCGGCUCCUGGAGACGGGCUGUGACGCCAACACACGGGACAACCGGGGCCGUACUGGCCUGCACCUAGCGGCCGCCAGGGGGAACGUGGACAUCUGUUGUUUCCUCCAUAAGUUUGGGGCGGACCUCCUGGCUACAGACUACCAGGGAAACACGGCGCUACACCUCUGUGGACACGUGGAUACCAUCCAGUUCCUGGUGUCCAACGGUCUCAAGAUAGACAUCUGUAACCACAACGGGUCCACUCCUCUGGUGCUGGCCAAGAGGCGCGGGGUGAACAAGGACGCUAUCCGCCUGCUGGAGGGCCUAGAGGAACAGGAGCUGAAAGGAUUCAACAGGGGAGCCCACUCCAAACUGGAGACCAUGCAAAUGGCUGAGAGCGAGAGUGCAAUGGAGAGCCACUCCCUGCUGAACCCCGACCUCCAGAACAGGGAGGGAGUCCUGUCCAGCUUCAGGACCACCUGGCAGGAGUUUGUUGAGGACCUGGGCUUCUGGAGGGUGCUGCUACUGCUGGUGGUCAUCGCCUUGCUCUCUCUGGGCAUCGCUUACUACGUCAGCGGGGUGCUGCCCUUCUCCGCCAGCCAGCUGGAGCUGGUACACUGAGGGAGGGGUGGAUGGACAGAGGGUGAAAGUUGGCUUGGGCUACAUUCUGGUUACACACCCUUGUCCAGAAGUGUGCACUUGCACACUCCUCUUUUUAUGGAUUUAAAAGCGUAGGAGUGGUGUAAGCGUUGGCUGGAUUCAACCUUUGUGAAAUGGUUACGAGAAAGUGUGCAAGUGCACACUUCGGGAGAAUGGGGACUCAGCCAUGGAUGCAUCUGCAGUCUGACAUAUGUGUGUUAUAUGAGCAUCUUGGCCAGUUAUGCAUGAGAAUGCACAUCAUUUCAUGUGUCAUUCAUUUGUAUGACUAAAUUGACCAAAUAUCGACCAGUGACGUGACCAUCUUCUUUCUGGAAUACUGAGCUUUUAAAGCAUAACUAUCAAAAAAAGAAGUACCAGUCAAUAGUUUGGAUACACCUACCCAUUCAAGAGUAUAUAUAUAUUUUUAUUCAAGAUUGUGCAAAGCUGUCAAGGCAAAUGGUGGCUUCUUGGAGAAUCUCAAAUAUAAAAUAUUUUGAUUUGUUUAACACUUUUUUGGUUACUACAUGAUUCCAUAUGUGUUAUUUCAUAGUUUGUCUUCACUAUUAUUCUACAAUGUUUUUAACAAACCUGGAAUGAGUAGGUGUGUGCCACCUUUUGACUGAUACUGUACAUUUCUUACAUGCAGUUUCAUAACUUUUCCUGUCUAAUUUAGUUUUGACAGUAUUCAGCUCUAUAUGAAGAAACUUGUAUUAUGGACCUUUUUCCUAAUGUCACAACAUGUAUUUUUCUGUGUUGUGUGGAGUAACAAGCUGUAUAUUGCUAUAGUUUUUUGUUGUGCGUAAUUAUUUACUUGUAUUUUGUUUCUUCUCCUUCUGUUUAUUGUUUUGAAAAGGGCCCAUUUGUUCAUUGAUUUACCCUACAGGGUCAAAUCCUCUUGCAAAGUCAAUAUUUUAGUUUUAUUUCCAUUCUUACAAUUUUAACUGAAGUCUGUUUCUCUCACACCAGUUGCAAAUUUCCCUAAUAAUGCUAAUCAGGCUAUAAUCUUACAUGGAACAAACAUCGAACAGUGUCUAGAGUUAUCCUGGGUGUCAGUCUGUUUCUGAUCUCUUACCAACAAACUGUUCUGGGAUCAGGCUAGUGUAGAGUUAUCCUGGGUGUCAGUCUGUUUCUGAUCUCUUACCAACAAACUGUUCUGGGAUCAGGCUAGUGUAGAGUUAUCCUGGGUGUCAGUCUGUUUCUGAUCUCUUACCAACAAACUGUUCUGGGAUCAGGCUAGUGUAGAGUUAUCCUGGGUGUCAGUCUGUUUCUGAUCUCUUACCAACAAACUGUUCUGGGAUCAAGCUAGUGUAGAGUUAUCCUGGGUGUCAGUCUGUUUCUGAUCUCUUACCAACUCAUUAAUGGUACUGUGAUGUAACGUCUUCAUAAUGAGAGCACAAACUGUUCUGGGAUCAGGCUAGUGUAGAGUUAUCCUGGGUGUCAGUCUGUUUCUGAUCUCUUACCAACAAACUGUUCUGGGAUCAGGCUAGUGUAGAGUUAUCCUGGGUGGCAGUCUGUUUCUGAUCUCUUACCAACAAACUGUUCUGGGAUCAGGCUAGUGUAGAGUUGCAUGGGUAUGUAAGGUAAAGGGAUGUGUCAUGUUUCCCUCGUCCAUCACCAAGUCAAGUACAAUAAGAACUACAGAGUAGCACCUUUUAUAGCGUCUUUGAACUAAAGAUAAAUGUUUGCUGUAUUUUAUUUAACAUUUCCUCUGUGUUUAUAUCAUGCAGCUUAGUUACAUUUAACAUUUAUGAAGAGUUAUUUCUAAUAUGAUAUGUUUUUUUGCUUUGUCAAUCAUAGCAUUGUUGCAGGAAUUUAAUUCCUCUGUUUUAAUUCCCAAUUAUAAUUAAACACUCUGUCAAUUCAUAAGAA